Schizophyllum commune H4-8 is the source of this 1332-nucleotide messenger RNA. RefSeq names its product NmrA-domain-containing protein. The record is from RefSeq and is a predicted model, not a curated record. The transcript is spliced from 5 exons. NCBI's taxonomy places the organism in Eukaryota, Fungi, Basidiomycota, Agaricomycetes, Agaricales, Schizophyllaceae. Bases 270 to 1220 code for a protein of 316 amino acids.
CGACGCCUACACUCUCGCCUCCUCGAGCUGACGAGGGCGGUUAAAGCUGGCAAACACUCCAUGAGGAUGUGGUCGCGGCAGGUCGACGCGUAGGCUGCUCUGUAAGCUUUGCGGUUUUCAUUUACCCAUGGCAGCGACAGAGGGUAUAGUAUAUACAUCCGCGCUGCGAAGCAGGAGUAUAAAGGAUGUGAAGGGACAGGAGCGAUAUUGUCUUCCAUCUGCUUUCACCCACUUCGUCUUCGCCUCCACCUCCUGCACAUAUCCUCGUCAUGGCCAAGCAGAUCAUCACUGUUCUGGGCGCUACUGGCAAGCAGGGCGGCUCUGUCAUCAAUAGCAUCCUCGCAGACUCUGCCGCGUCAUCCAAGUUCGCUCUGCGUGCGGUGACGCGCGAUGUGAAUAAGGAUAGUGCUAAGGCGCUCGCAGCGCAGGGCGCUGAGGUUGUCGCUGCUGAUAUGGACGACAAGGAAUCUCUGCGCAAAGCCAUCAAGGGCGCGCACGGCGUCUUUGCGGUCACCAACUUCUGGGACAGCAUGAGCGCCGACAAGGAGAUUGCCCAGGGUAAGAACAUCGCCGACAUCUGCAAGGAAGAGAACGUCCAGCACCUAGUCUGGAGCAGUCUGCUCAAUGUCACCAAGCUCACCAAGGGCGUCCUGUCCGAAGUUCACCACUUCGAUAGCAAGGCCAAGGUCGAGGACUACAUCCGCGAGCUCGGUAUCCCCGCCACCUUUUUCCUGCCCGGCUUCUACAUGGCGAACAUCCCCGGCAUGAGCCUGCGCCCCUCGCCCGAGGGCAAGUGGACGCUCGGCAUGCCGAUGCCCGAGGACGCCCCGAUCCCCCUCUUCGCCGCCGAGCGCGACACCGGCAAGUUCGUCAAGGCGAUCUUCAUGAAGCGCGAGCAGACGCUCGGCAAGCGCGUUUAUGCGUCCUCUGGCUACACCACCCCGCUGCAGAUCCUCGAGGCGUUCAAGAAGGUGUACCCGACAUCGGGCAAGGACGCGACGUUCCAGCGGGUGCCGAAUGAGGCGUUCAAGGGGAUGCUGGGUCAAAUGGGGAUGCCGCCGGCCAUUCAGGAGGAGACGCUGCAGAACAUGCGCCUCGUGUAUGAGUUCGGCUACUAUGGAGGCGAGAAGCUCGACUGGAGCCAGUCGAUCGUCGACGAGCCGCUCACGACGUUCGAGGAGUACAUCAAGGGUAACCCUGCCCUUUCUGGAGCGCAGUGAGCGGGUCCUAUGUAGGAUACUGUAUGAUUUGAUUAAAUAGUAAGGCUUUAAGUUGUGAACGUUAAACCGCGCAUAUAGGAGUAGCAUCACUUGCAAGAUUGUUCGUUUGUCC